Molecule: messenger RNA, 2212 nt
Organism: Athene cunicularia (burrowing owl)
Lineage: Eukaryota; Metazoa; Chordata; Aves; Strigiformes; Strigidae
Gene: PRKN
Product: parkin RBR E3 ubiquitin protein ligase
Exons: 13
Coding region: 1-1473 (490 amino acids)
Biological process (GO): regulation of apoptotic process; regulation of mitochondrion organization; protein polyubiquitination
Cellular component (GO): Golgi apparatus; cytosol; ubiquitin ligase complex
Molecular function (GO): ubiquitin conjugating enzyme binding; ubiquitin protein ligase activity; zinc ion binding
Source: RefSeq, a predicted model, not a curated record
AUGCAAAUGAUAAUUAGUGAUACUGGGACAGACUGCAGCUGGACAUCAUUUUGGAAGGAUGUAAAAACAAGGCAGAUACUCAGUGUGUUUGUCAGGUUCAACUCCAGCCAUGGCUUCCCGGUGGAGAUUGGUUCAGAUGCCAGCAUCCUCCAGCUGAAGGAGGUGGUUGCCCAGCGACAGGGAAUUCCAGCUGACCAGCUGCGGGUGAUUUUUGCAGGGAGGGAGCUCAGCAAUGACUUGACACUGCAGAACUGUGACCUGGCCCAGCAGAGUAUCGUUCAUAUUGUUCAGAGUCCACAGAAGAACAGUCAGAACAAGGAUGAGACAGAAGAUAACGGUGCUGGAGGUAUUCUAAAAGCCUUGGACAGAGAACCUGAAAGUCUAACUCGCAUAGAUCUCAGUACCAGCAUCCUACCAUCACUCUCUACAGGGUUGGCUGUUAUUCUGGAUCCUACAAAAGCCAGCAUUUCUCUCCCCUCUGAAAAAUCAGGCGCUGAUAGUUACAACAGUUUUUAUGUUUUCUGCAAAAAUUUCUGUCAAGCUGUGAAACCUGGGAAACUGAGGGUCCGCUGCAGUGCAUGUAAACAAGGAACACUGACAUUGGCAAGGGGUCCAUCUUGCUGGGAUGAUGUGCUGAUUCCCAACAGAUUAAGAGGUGUUUGCCAGUCCCAAACGUGCAAUGGAAACACAGCGGAGUUUUUCUUUAAAUGUGGAGCACACCCAACCACUGACAGUGAAACAUCUGUGGCUUUGAACCUCGUUACAACAAACAGUCGCUGUAUCACAUGUAUAACAUGCACAGAUAUUAGGAGUCCUGUGCUUGUGUUCCAGUGCGUGCAUCGCCAUGUCAUUUGCCUAGACUGCUUCCAUUUGUACUGUGUGACUAUGCUGAAUGACCGUCAGUUCAUCCAUGACCCGCAGCUUGGCUAUUCCCUCCCUUGUGUAGCUGGCUGUCCAGACUCCUUGAUUAAAGAGCUUCAUCACUUCAGGAUUCUGGGAGAAGAACAGUAUAACCGCUACCAGCGCUACGGGGCCGAGGAGUGCGUGCUGCAGAUGGGAGGAGUGCUGUGUCCAACUCCCAGCUGUGGAGCAGGUUUGCUUCCUGAACCAGGAGUGAGGAAAAUUGUAUGUGAACCAGGCAACGGAGUAGGCUGUGGGUUUGUGUUCUGCCGUGAAUGUAAAGAAGAAUACCAUGAAGGGGAAUGCAUCUCUCUCCUCAGCAUGCAGGGAGCCAUGGCCCAGAAGGGAUAUGUAGUUGAUGAACAUGCAGCCAUGCAAGCUCGAUGGGAAGAGGCAUCUAGAGAAACAAUCAAGAAGACAACCAAGCCAUGCCCCAGCUGCAAUAUUCCAGUAGAAAAAAAUGGUGGCUGCAUGCACAUGAAAUGUCCUCGCCCUCAGUGCAGAUUUGAGUGGUGCUGGAACUGUGGCCUGGAGUGGAACAGAACCUGCAUGGGAGAUCACUGGUUUGACUAGUGGUGCUGAGGCCGGCCCGUGUUGUUGUUAAAGCUUGUUUUCACUGAGGCCAAAUUCUGAACUCCUUGCUCAAACAAAAUUCCCUGUGGUUUCAGGGACACAGAGUUCAGACGUUGGCCCAGAUUGUUGGUUUUUGCUUUCUUGCAUAUGCAAUCAUACCAAAAUCACAUUGAAGCUAUGCCAAGGGUUUUAAAUCCACUAAGUAAAAAGAGUAAUUGUUUUAAUGGACAGGCUUGCUCAUCAUGGUACAAAGAGGGGUAAAUUACACCUUUCUGAACUUCUGCAGUCUGUCAGCAUGGAGAGCAGGCAGUGUUACCAUGAGGAACUUUGCUUGACAUUUAUAGGCAGGAAUCUGCAACUCUUGCAAGAGAGAUCAGUCUGCAUGUGAGUGUGUGAGCGUCAAGGAGGGUGGAGGAUGUUCCCUGCAUCAGCUGUUUUUUCUUUGACCACUCCUUUGCUCAUUCAGCACAAUUUUUGAUUUUGAGGCAGUAUUUCUUAACAGCUUUUUUGGCAGAGAGAAGACAGUGGUUAUUCAGUGUUUUCUCAGGGUUCCUUCCUAACAGGUUUUCUGUAGGGGUCUUGCUUUCAAACCAAAUUCUCAUAUAAACAUCCAGCUUUAUGCCGUGUAUGUGCUUGUGUAUUUGUAAUGUACGACACAAAUCACAGAAUCGUCUAGGUUUAAAAAGACCUUGAAGAUCAUCCAGUCCAACCAUUAACCUAACACUGACAGUUCCCAACU